AUGGCUUCUGAAGCUGACAAGAUCCUCAAAUCCGCCGAGAAAAAGGCCAACUCGUCCGGUGGAUGGUUCAGCUCGGCCUCAUCGAAAUGGGAAGACGCGGGUGACCUGUUCGCUCAGGCUGCGAAUGCGUACAAGGUCGAGAGGAAUUGGAGAGCCAGUGGAAUCGCUUUUGAGAAGGAGGCCGAUUGUCGACUGAAAGGUGGGGAGAACAACGAUGCCAUGAACGCUUACCACAACGCCGCCAAGAGCUACAAGAAGUCUGAUCCGGAAGCUGCCGUCUCGGCUUUGCAUCAAACUAUCAAGUUGCUCAUCAAGGCGGGUAGCUUCCGCCAAGCGGCAGAUCGGGAGAAAGAGAUCGCUCAAGUAUACGCUCAGGACAACCUGGAUGCAGCUAAAGCGAGGGAUAGCUACGUUCGAGCAGGGGAAUGGUACAAGCAAGAAGAAGCUAACGCCACCGCCAACCAAUGUUUCCAAUCCGCUGCUGAGCUCUCGGCUGACAUCGGGGAUCUCGGCAAAGCCAUCGAGCUGUACGAGCAGGUUGGAGAUUGGAGCUUGUCCAGCCCUUUAACCAAGUACAGCGUCAAGGAGUAUUGGUUGCGUGCAGCGCUGUGUAGUAUGGCUAUGGGGGACCUGGUGACGUGUCAGCGGCUGCUCCAAUCGUUCGCCCAGAAGGACGUCACCUUCCCUUCGACUCGAGAAGCGAAGUUCGCUCAACACGUAAUGGACGCCUGCGAGCAAGGUGACGUCGAGGCAUUCCAGGAGGCCGUGUUCAACUAUGACCAGGUGACCAAGCUGGACAACUGGAAGACGGGCGUCUUGCUGCGGAUCAAGAAGGGUCUCGAGAGCGAGGUCGAGGGGUUGACGUGA
Filobasidium floriforme is the source of this 867-nucleotide messenger RNA. Its product is annotated as putative vesicular-fusion protein. Gene Ontology annotation, cellular component: SNARE complex; vacuolar membrane. The record is from RefSeq and is a predicted model, not a curated record. Gene Ontology annotation, biological process: SNARE complex disassembly; intracellular protein transport. The transcript is spliced from 6 exons. The coding region runs from base 1 to 867 and encodes 288 amino acids. Gene Ontology annotation, molecular function: syntaxin binding; soluble NSF attachment protein activity. Lineage: Eukaryota; Fungi; Basidiomycota; Tremellomycetes; Filobasidiales; Filobasidiaceae.